This is a messenger RNA of Mycotypha africana, 195 nucleotides long. RefSeq lists its product as uncharacterized. Gene Ontology annotation, cellular component: PcG protein complex; transcription regulator complex. The transcript has a single exon. Bases 1 to 195 code for a protein of 64 amino acids. Gene Ontology annotation, biological process: regulation of transcription by RNA polymerase II. Gene Ontology annotation, molecular function: DNA-binding transcription factor activity, RNA polymerase II-specific; RNA polymerase II cis-regulatory region sequence-specific DNA binding. The record is from RefSeq and is a predicted model, not a curated record. NCBI's taxonomy places the organism in Eukaryota, Fungi, Mucoromycota, Mucoromycetes, Mucorales, Mycotyphaceae.
AUGCCCAAAAGAGCCAUUGCAUAUCCAUAUCAAUGUAAUUACUGUCAAAAGGCAUUUAUUAGACCUUCGUCGUUGAAGGUACAUAUUUAUUCACAUACAGGUGAAAAACCAUUCAGUUGUAGUUUUCCAGGCUGUAAAAGAAGAUUUAGUGUACACAGCAACAUGAAAAGGCAUUUGAGGAUCCAUUCAUCCUGA